Messenger RNA from Monodelphis domestica (gray short-tailed opossum), 1150 nucleotides. RefSeq names its product multiple epidermal growth factor-like domains protein 6. Gene Ontology annotation, molecular function: calcium ion binding; protein binding. NCBI's taxonomy places the organism in Eukaryota, Metazoa, Chordata, Mammalia, Didelphimorphia, Didelphidae. The record is from RefSeq and is a predicted model, not a curated record.
GCCCGAUGGCGCAUUGAGGGUUAAUGGGAACCUCUCCCAGGCUCUGAUCGGGGGCGGAUCUCGGCGCGCAGGUCCCUGGAGUAACACCCCCUCCCCUGCCCCUCCAUCUCCCUUAAAGGGCUGGUGGCGAGCGGCUGCUAGCCUUGGCGUCUCCGUCUGCCGGCCGGGACCUUCCUCACCUGCAGCGCCAAGCCCGGGGCCCCAGAGUUUCUGGCCCAAGCUCGGCGCGGCUCGGCGCAGCAGGGCUCCCGGUUGAAGUGAGUGACGGGCGGGCUGCCCAGGGAGGCGCGCAGCGGAGAGGCCACCGGGCGCGCUGGUCAUCCGCCUGUGCGCUUGGCCCCCGGGAGCGGACGCGUCUAGGGCCAACGGCGCACGUGGAGGCACCGGGCUGCCCUGAACUCUGCGGUCCGGCCGGGAGGAGUGGGGCCAGGAGAGGCGAGGAGCGCGGCGGGAUGCCUGCCUCUUCCUGAAGGAGCCCAACUUCCCCGAGCAUCCCCUGUACGUGACGGGCAGCAUGGAGCUAGCCGCCCCUGCCUUGGUCCUGGCCGUGCUGCUGGCUGCUGUAGCCUUUCCUCCGACCCCAGCGAGCCAGCUUCAGCCCCCCAUGCCCAAUGUGUGUGCUGUGAGGGAGCUGACCAUCGUGGGUCACCAGCAGCCUUGCGUCCAGGCCUUCACCCGGAUGGUCAAAGUAUGGAAACAGGGCUGUGGCCGGCAGAUGUGGUGUGUUGGAUAUGAACGGAGGACUGGGUAUUACACAGACUAUCGGCAGGUAUACAGCAUGGAGUAUCAGACUGUCUACAAGUGCUGCCCAGGAUGGUACCAGCUGAGUAAUGAUGAGGGCUGCCUCUACCCUGUCUGCAAUUACGGAGUCUGUUUCAAUGGAGGGAACUGCGUGGAAGGGUCAGCCCAGCUGUGUCACUGCCCCCCUGGAUUCCAGGGCCCCCGCUGUCAGUAUGAUGUGAAUGAGUGUGAGGUGGAGAAUGGAGGCUGUGAGUCUCAGUGUUGCAACACCAUUGGCAGCUUUUACUGCAAGUGCCCAGAGGGCCAGAAGCUACGGGAUGACCGGAAGGCCUGUGAAGGUAGGACUGGACAGGGUGGGCUGUCUGGGAUGGACGCCCCAAAGGGCAAAGGUUGAGGGGAUGAUGCGAUC